This is a messenger RNA of Clunio marinus, 2974 nucleotides long. NCBI's taxonomy places the organism in Eukaryota, Metazoa, Arthropoda, Insecta, Diptera, Chironomidae. The record is from the annotation of a GenBank genome assembly.
AUGGGAAGAAUUCAAGCUGCUAGAAAUAUAAGAAAUUUACCCUGCAUAGCCAAAAGGAGUGGACUGAAAGGUGUCUGCAUGUUUGCAAUAGAUUGCAUAAAAUCUAACGGGACACAUCUAGGGACAUGUAUUGAUAAGUUUUACUUUGGCUCAUGUUGCCAAAUGAAGUUACAAGACGUAGAUUCAAUUUACAAUCCAGAAAUAAGUGAUAAUAGAAUAGAUACAAGCUUCUCCACAUCAUCACAUAACACAAACUCCAUCAGUGAAAAACCAUUUGUACCAGCAUCAUCGUCAUCAACGACUUCUCUUUCGACUCCAGUUACGCAUAUCGCGAGUAAUUAUAAGACCACAUUAAAGCCAGUAAUUAAUUACAACAACAAAACGUUUGAAUUGAUACCGACGUCGUCAAAACGUCCCCAACCAACAACGGAAAGUGCAACAGAAAAAUAUACAGUACAAGUUGGUGGCUUUACAACGACCUUAGGCACAAUCAUACAAAGAAAUAUUUCAUCUUCAAUCGGUUUGAGUGAUGAGCCUACUACAACUGAGGGCAUUAAACUCACAACAUUCCAAUCGAUUCAGGACACGAAGAAAUCAACAACAAAGUUGACAACUAAACAGCCAACAUUAAGUACAACACAAAAGAAGACUACUAAUAAGAAGCAUAGCACAAAGCCUUCAAAUUCGACUAAGAAACCAGUUUCAGUGCAAGCAUUUAAUCGAACAUCUGUUUCGUCAAGUGCGACAAGUACGGCGAAGAUAACGAGAAGACCAGUAACGACUAUUAAACCAUCCAAAAAUGCUACAUCAACUGUGAUAAAAACAACAAGAAAACCAGUCGCGUCAACAAACGUAACCGUAAAUCGUAGAACGACAAUUUCAUCGCGAAGAAAUUCCACGAUUAGCACAAGGAAACCAACAACUAUUACAACAUCAACGACACCAGAAGCGUUGAUAACAAUUUCCUAUGUUGAAACGACAAAAGUUCCACGUCCCAGACCAACACCAACCGAUUUCGUGGUGAAAGUAGAGCCUUCAACUCUCUCCACAGAAGAUUUGCUUGUCACGACAUUUUCGGUUAACUCAGUUGAUAGAACGUCAAGUAUGAAGCCUUCAUUCACAACAGCUAAGCCGACAAUGACCACAUCGACCGUUAAAUCUACGUCCGUCACGCGAAGAACAACUAAACGUCCAAGUCCAAGCUCAACGACAGUUUCUAUUAAGAAGCCUAUAACGGAACCAUCAACAAGUACAACGAUCAGAACAACAACAAUUAAUAACUUAACUUCUUCCUCUGUUAUGAAAGACGAAACAUCUUCCAGGCCGUUUAAUUUGACAUCGACAGAGAGAACGACAACGGAAGGAAAGGUUGAAAUUCCCACGACAUCAACAUCGCCAUCAGCAUUAGUAACAUGGACAAUUGAGAAUGAUUUUGUUGAGAAUACAACAAAAGAACAAAAUGAAGAUGAAGAAACCACGACAAUAGAAAUUUCCGAGUCUGAAGCUAUUAAAACUAAUCUAACAUCAUCGACAAACAUAGAAUCGGAAGACACAUCACAUCCCGUUAAUAUUUCAUCGUCAACCCAACGACCGAAUGAUGAAUCAAUGCCGGUUAUAAAUCCUGAUGAAACGACAAUGUGGUCAGUGACACAAAGAAAUAAUGAGACAUCCGAAGCAGCAUCCUCAAUUCAAACAUCGACAGAAGAAAGUGUAACGAGAUUUAAUGAAUCAUCGUCGGUAUCUUAUCCAACAAGCGCCAUUCCAAAUCUCGAAGGAGUUGAUUACAAAACAAUUUGUGGAAAGAGAAUGUUCCCUGAACCAAGAAUUGUUGGUGGAGCGAAAGCUUCUUUCGGUCGAUGGCCUUGGCAAAUUUCCUUGCGACAAUGGAGAACUUCAACUUAUCUACAUAAAUGUGGAAGUGCGCUAUUAAAUGAGAAUUGGGCGAUAUCUGCAGCGCAUUGUGUUGACAAUGUCCCGCCAUCGGAUCUUCUUCUACGAUUAGGGGAAUACGAUUUGUCAAUUGAAGAAGAACCUUAUGGUUAUCAAGAACGACGAGUACAAAUCGUUGCUUCUCAUCCACAGUUCGAUCCAAGAACAUUCGAAUAUGAUUUAGCAUUGCUUAGAUUCUUUGAACCGGUUGUCUUCCAACCAAAUAUUAUUCCUGUUUGCGUUCCCGAAAUUGAUGAAAAUUUUAUAGGCAGAACUGCUUAUGUGACAGGAUGGGGAAGACUUUAUGAAGAUGGACCACUUCCAUCAGUACUACAAGAAGUUACAGUACCAGUGAUUAAGAAUGAAAUAUGCGAGUCAAUGUAUCGUAAUGCUGGUAUUGGAUGUGCUGAGCCUAACCAACCCGGUGUUUACACAAGAAUAUCCGAGUUCCGCGAUUGGAUAAAUCAAAUAUUGAUGUUUUAGUUGUCAAAAAACAAAAGGAAAUGAUGAAGAAAGUCGCAAGAUUAAAAUUUAAAUUCCAUGCGCAUAAACCAACAGUUGUGAUUAACGUCAAUUAACUUUAUUGUUGUGUGUUCAUAAAACACGUUAAAAUAAUCGAGAAAAGCAAUCUUAAAUGGUGCUUAAAGUGGAGAUUAGCAAAUGGACAAACCAUAAAAUAAUUUCAUGAUUUUUUAUUAUAUUUCUGCAUGAGAGGGUCCUUUGAUAGCUCUCAAGAGCGCAACAAAAAAAGAAUAAUCGAAAACCUUGAUGUAAAAUCAGAUUAUGUUAAAUUAAAGUUAAAUUAUUCAAAAGCCGAAUUCUUAUUUAUUCCUAAUAACUACAAAAAAGUAUCUUUAAAAACUGACAAGAAGAUAGCAAAAUCCAUGGAAUAAUAAUUUGAAAUGUUUUCUAAACGAAUCUUUCAUUUCUCAUUAAUAUUUCAUCUUUAAGUUUUAUUUGUAUUUGCUAAGGACUUUUUAAACUUCUAAGAGAAACAAAAAUUGUAUCUGAAUAUGAAAAUGAAAGAUGAAGAAUGUAAAUUCAA